AAUGACUUGUACCACAAACAAAACCCAUCUCUUUCCCCAUUUCUCAUUAUAUACACAAAGAGAAGGAACAACUCUUAAAAGUUAAAACUCAUCAAAACAAUGGAAAUCCAAGGAUACACGAGCGAAAUUGUCUUCUUCGAUCUGGAAACAACAGUACCGAACAAACCAGGACAACCAGGACAACGUUUUCACAUCCUAGAGUUUGGAUCAAUACUUGUAUGUCCGAGGAAACUCGUGGAACUGGAGAGCUUCACCACGCUUAUACGUCCCAAGGACUUGGCCGUUGUCUCAUUGAGGUCUUCUAGGUCAGAUGGGAUCACGAGAGGUGCAGUCAUGGACGCACCAUGUUUCGAGGACGUGGCUGAUAAGAUCUAUGGUGUGUUGAACGGUCGGAUAUGGGCGGGACAUAACAUUAGGAGAUUCGAUUGUGUUAGAAUCAAAGAGGCUUUCUCUGAGAUUGGAAAGCCUGCGCCUGAGCCGACUGCGAUCAUUGAUUCUCUUGGGAUUUUAAGCGCAAAGUUUGGCAAACGAGCUGGUAACAUGAAGAUGGCAAGUUUGGCUUCGUAUUUUGGUCUUGGAGUGCAAAAACACAGAAGCCUGGAUGAUGUGAGGAUGAACUUAGAGGUGCUCAAGCAUUGCGCAACAGUGCUUUUCUUGGAAUCUACUCUUCCAAAUCAAUUGGAAAGAAAAUGGCAAAGCCCUUCAACGAUCAUGACAAGAAGUAGAAGUCAAUAUAAUUCUAAAAUAUCUCCUACUCCAAAUCCAAUUACAAAUGGUCUACAUAGUUACCGAAGCCAAAGGGCAAUGCCUUACAAGAAAGGUGGUCUUGGAAAGAUUGUGACUCGGAAUGUGAAGAAUUUGUUAUGUAAAGCUCAAAACAGCCAAUCUCUCCAGACCUUUAUCAAACACUCGCAUUCUUUGCUUAGAUGAUCAAAUUCAUUUAUUGUAUAUAUUAAUAAG
Molecule: messenger RNA, 960 nt
Organism: Eutrema salsugineum
Lineage: Eukaryota; Viridiplantae; Streptophyta; Magnoliopsida; Brassicales; Brassicaceae
Product: protein NEN4
Exons: 5
Coding region: 100-930 (276 amino acids)
Molecular function (GO): 3'-5' exonuclease activity; nucleic acid binding
Source: RefSeq, a predicted model, not a curated record